Molecule: messenger RNA, 2737 nt
Organism: Cryptotermes secundus
Lineage: Eukaryota; Metazoa; Arthropoda; Insecta; Blattodea; Kalotermitidae
Exons: 5
Coding region: 601-2664 (687 amino acids)
Source: RefSeq, a predicted model, not a curated record
GUAGGCUAUGGCGUUCCGGUUGAUAUGCAAGCGUAACCCUCGGCAGCAUCAUUAAGGAUUAAUCUGCUGUGAUACAACGUUCGAAAUUAAGUUUCAGCAUAACACUAUAUAUAUGCAUUAAUAACAAACACUCGAUUGAUUGUUGGCAGGAAUUUAGACAGUAUUUUUUCGUUCAUUGUCUUUUAUUUACGACAAUAAUACAAUAUUACGUUUCUAUGAAGUGAGACUAUAUCUCUAUAUUGUUAUGGAACUAAAAUGAAGUUGAAAAAAUGAACGAGUUUCCUUCCGGAGAUGAUAAGAUUAGUAAAAGAAGUGGGCAUGUACAGAGUCCUUCGAAAUAAAACAGUUUGGAUGUGACUACAAUGAGAAUAUAACGUGUCUUUGCGAUGGUACCAUAAGCAUCUCACCGUGGAAACGAAAUGUUCUUAAAUAACGAAUGUGCUACGGCUUGUACUCGGUGGAGACCUAUGAAUUUAAGCAAGAAGUAUCUCAAUCCGGUAUCAUGAAUAUUGGGGCUGAAAAUAUGAGAACGAAUUGAGGACAAUGCGGUAGAUUUAAGAGUUAUAAAUUGGAACUGCUUCUCAUUAGCAUAUAUUGCAGAUGGAGCCUCAACAACUCUUGAAAUUCCAGCCUGAUCCAUCAUCUGGUAUUUAUAACAAGAAUGAAAAGAAAGCUGCAUCUUUCCGACGAUGGCUGUUAUGGAUACCUAUAGUUAUAUUUGCAUCUUUUCUUUAUAUCUUUGAUAUCGGAGGAGAAAUGCAUUAUCGCUUUCCACUGCCAAGCAAUAUAACAGCCAUUACUGUUAAACCAGUUCACAGUGUGAGGUCUGGAUUUGUAGUGGACACAACUGGAUGUAGGAUUCCAGAUCUGGAUCCAUAUGAUCCAGUUAUUCAUGAGUUCAUAAAAAAGGAAAAGCCACUGAAUUGCCAUGAGAAACAUCCUCUACUUGUUAAUGCUAAUCUUACAUCUCUGUUCAUCAUGAAGUCUGCAUUGCCAUUCUUCAAUAUUAGUGAUGAGGACCAGCUGAACUGCUGCUACCAACCAUUCUGGAGAUCCAAGACACACAGUGGAGAUGACAACUUUGACAGCAAAAUAACGUUUGCUGAUAACUGUACCUCAUUUAAGAAUGAUGUUUCUGUAGAAGAGGAGUUUGUGAAAGUUAUGUGCAGUGUGGAUAACCAAGUUGUAUAUAAAAACUAUCACGCUUUUAUUCCUAUAAAACUAGAAGUAGAGAAACUCUGCCAAGAGAGUAGAAAAAAUAAGCCUAGUCAAAAUACAGAACAUCUUAGCGUACUAGUACUUGGAAUGGAUGCUGUAUCCCGCUUAAAUUUCCACCGACAGAUGCCGAAAACAGAGAGCCUCUUACGUAAAAUUCAUGCUAUUGAACUCUUUGGAUACAACAAAGUAGCUGAUAACACAUUUCCAAACCUCAUUCCAAUUCUUUCUGGUCUCUCAGAAAAGGAAUUACAACAUACGUGUUGGCCAAAAUUGACUUCAGUAUUUGACAGAUGCAACUGGAUUUGGAAGAACUUUAGUGCAGCAGGAUAUCGAACAGCAUUUGGAGAAGAUGCUGCAUGGAUGGGAUUAUUUAGUUAUGUGAAACGUGGAUUUAAGGAACAGCCAACUGAUUAUUAUGUAAGGCCAUUCAUAAAAACAGCUGAAGAUGAUAUUGGACACAAAACUCAACUAAAUGCAAAAUUAUGUAUAGGGUCAAAAAUGUCUGUUGCAGUGCUCCUUGAUUAUGUAUCAAACUUUGCAAUCACAAUGUCAUCUAAAGAUACAUUUGCAUUCUUCUGGGGCACGAGUCUUACACACGAUUUCCUUAAUUAUCCAAGUUUGGGCGAUGAUCUUCAUGAAAGAUUUUUAAAUCAGCUAUUACAUACUGGUUCCCUAAAUCACACAGUGUUUAUCUUUAUGAGUGACCAUGGAAUACGAUGGGGAGGAAUUCGUGAGACUUACCAAGGACGUUUAGAGGAGAGACUACCAUUUGUGUUCUUUGUGUUUCCUGAGUGGUUCAAAAAUCUGUAUCCCACUGCUAUUGCUAACUUACAUAAAAAUGCUCAUCGUCUUACUACUCCCUUUGAUAUUUAUGAAACACUACUAGAUAUCCUAAGCUUUAAACAAAUUGAGAAGGAAUCAAUACGAAAACGUAGUACAGAACUGGACAAAGGCAAAUCAAAACCUAGACAAAUCAGUUUAUUCCUCCCAGUGCAUAAGUCUCGAACUUGCAAUGAAGCUGGUAUAGACCCACACUGGUGUACAUGUCACAAGAGCAAGCCUCUGCCACUGACAGAUGCCAAAAUAAAAAAUAUGUCACUGAUACUAGUUGAACAUCUAAAUUCUCUUCUGAAGCCAUAUGGAGUGUGUUCACAACUUCAUCUUGCAGAGGUGAAAAGUGCAACUGUCGAAUAUCCUUUGGAACAUCUGUAUGAAAAAACAAAAGAUCAGGGAUUGAAAGAUUACGUGCUUGUGGUACGAACUACACCAGGAGAUGCACUGUUUGAAGCUACAGUUCGUCACCACAUAGGAAACAGCAGUGUACAAGUCGUUGGUGCUGUUAGCCGAAUAAAUACAUAUGGCAGUCAAAGUUCUUGUGUAACAGACUUCCAUAUGAAACUUUAUUGUUACUGUAAAUCUUAUUUUAGAACAAGAACUAAACUGUGAUGAAGGCCGCGCCAUAGCUCAAGCGGUUAGUCACUGGCUUCCCACCACGGCAACCCAGGUUCCAUCCCAGGUC